Molecule: messenger RNA, 372 nt
Organism: Danaus chrysippus (African queen)
Lineage: Eukaryota; Metazoa; Arthropoda; Insecta; Lepidoptera; Nymphalidae
Source: the annotation of a GenBank genome assembly
AUGAAAAGUACGGUGAAUAAGAAAGCAAGAGCAGAAGUACAGGAAAAGACCCAAAAUGGAACGAAUGGACUGACAUCGUUAACUAUCGUUCCGAAAACUGUGGUUACGAUGAAACCAAUUAACCCGCUCACUGUGAUUGUUAAUGUUGAACCACUGCUCCUAACAUUUGGCGUGAACAUCUCACCGAUCAAGACACUCGGUAUUAUUGCUAGACCUGAAAAAAAAUUAUUGGUCCAAACCCUGAGGGCGGCAAAAGAAUAUGUGGAUAGAUGUGGUCAAACAAGAUCUAAAGCUCUGCAAGACGACGCGUCCGACAGAACGAAGUGGAAAAAAAGGACCAGAAAGGCAGACCCCACCAUCAGAUGGGAAUAA